Oncorhynchus nerka (sockeye salmon) is the source of this 1667-nucleotide messenger RNA. Its product is annotated as cytochrome c oxidase assembly factor 1 homolog. The record is from RefSeq and is a predicted model, not a curated record. NCBI's taxonomy places the organism in Eukaryota, Metazoa, Chordata, Actinopteri, Salmoniformes, Salmonidae. Gene Ontology annotation, cellular component: mitochondrial inner membrane. The transcript has 5 exons. Gene Ontology annotation, biological process: mitochondrial respiratory chain complex IV assembly; mitochondrial respiratory chain complex I assembly. Bases 144 to 584 code for a protein of 146 amino acids.
AAGUUUCAUCACGUGAUAUGGACGUCUCGCCUCUUAUGUGGUUGUACUUUUUGUUAUAAACAAAUGAUAAAUUACGACAUUAGUCCACUCUCCAGGAUAUUCUUGUCACUGGUACUGUGAGUUUGCUACUCUAAGCAACAAUCAUGAGGGUCUCCACAAGCAAACUCCAGCAGAUGGCCAUCUACACCACCUUGUUGACUGGUGCUGGAUGCGGCACAAUGUAUUACCUGCUGCAAAAGAACUUCUCACGGUCGGACUACCACCGUCUAGCCCUGGAGCAGCUGAAAGCCAACCAGACAGCCAUGGACAGUCUGGGAGCACCACCCCUGAAGGUCCACAACAUCCACCUGUCUGACCGACACAACCGGGUGGAACCUUACACGGCUGAGAUCAAAAUCCCAGUGACAGGAUCUAAAGAUGGUGGCUACCUCUACACAUCCUCAGUAAGAGACCCCCAAACACUUGGGUGGAAUUUAACGCAGGCAGUGCUGCAGCUUAGAGAGGGUCAGCGUAUUGACCUUCUCACAUUCACACCACCGCCAAAUAAGACAGAAGGACUUGAGACAGGCAACUGGUCCUCCUGAUCUGCUCACCAGUCACCAAAACUACAGUGUGAUGAAGGUAGAACUGCUACAAUUGUCCCCAUGUCAUCAGGCAUGGUGUCGCCAUAGCUUUAUGAAUUGAAGUGUCAUAUUUGAAAAAAGCACCAGAGUGCAGUGCUGGACACAUAUUUAGACAAAAGGGCAUACACAAGCUACUGUGUACAUAACAUUUACAUACAGGGAAAAUGAAAAAAGUGCUACGUCCAUAAAAUGUCAUGCAUAUUCAUUUUGCUCAGCGCUGUCCUGAGUAAAAUGUUCAUCCUACUGGUGAGAAUGAAAGGACAAUAACAGAGCAGCAAUUGUGUCAUAUGCAGUGGAAAACAACAACAUAUUCCUAGUAUAAUACAAUGCAUCUGAUGAACAUUUCUCCAGAUUAACAAUGUAAAUUGGCAGUGGUGGGGAACCUACUCUGAAAAGAGUUUACCAGCCACCAAUUACGUUAAGUAAACUAUAUUACUCAAUCUGCAAUGUCAUAGAAUAUAAAUAGCAAGAACAGAUAACUCUGUAAUAAGAUGUUAACAGAAUGUGUAAUUUAUCCUAUUAAACACAAAAAAAUGUUGUUUCAAGUGGGAAUUAGCCAGGUCUGAAAAUUAAGGAAAUUCUUGCCUACUUCACCCAUAUUUUAUUUUUGCAAAAAAAGUAGUGUUUCAUUCCAUUAGUUACCUACACCACUAGAUGGCAAUAAAGUAAUUAACUAUUGAAAACACUACAAAUAUUUGAAUUUAGUUGCACUACCACAAUGUGCAAAAUGUAGUUUAAUUACUAACUGAACCACAUUUAGUUCAGUACACCCCAACACUAGUAAUUGCUUAGUCCAAAGCCAUAUCUUAAUAUCCAGCACUUGAGAAACACUUAGGCAAUGGUUCCAGUUGUACUGUACAGUAUCUGAACAACCAGAAAUGUUGUCUCCCAAAGAGGUAUUGUUCUAUGUUUUCAGAUUGAUUUAUUCGGAUGUGACAUUUGACAGUGAAAAUGAGAUCUGUAAAACGUGGAAAAUAAACGUGGAAAUAAACAGUCAAAUGGCUUUAUACAAGUUAUGAUAGCAAAAUAAAUUGUACUUGUGAA